Trifolium pratense (red clover) is the source of this 1388-nucleotide messenger RNA. Its product is annotated as PXMP2/4 family protein 2. NCBI's taxonomy places the organism in Eukaryota, Viridiplantae, Streptophyta, Magnoliopsida, Fabales, Fabaceae. Gene Ontology annotation, cellular component: membrane; cytoplasm. The record is from RefSeq and is a predicted model, not a curated record. The coding region runs from base 333 to 974 and encodes 213 amino acids. The transcript has 3 exons.
AAAUUUCAACCUGAACUUCCCAAAUUCUCAUUCUUCAUCUUCACCUUUCUGACCCAAAUUUCAUUCCUUUCUUCUUCUCUCAAUGUCUUUGAUCGAACGAAAUCAAACGAAUUCCUCAAAAACAAGUUCAAAUAGAAUCACAAAUCCAUAGACAAAAAAACCUAAGUCCCAUUCCUCAUAAAGAAAAUUUCAAUCUUUUUGUUCCUUGUGCGGCGAAUUUAUGCACGUUUGAGUAAAUCAAGAAAAAGGGGUGUUGUGAUUUUCCAUGAUCAAGAACAAAAAUACCCAAUUUCAUAUUUCGUUUGAAUCACUUGUUUUGAAUAUUUUUGAUUAUGUUGAAGUUGUGGAGAUGGUACCAAAAUUGUUUGGCUGUUCAUCCUGUAAAGACGCAGGUUAUUAGCUCUGGAUUCAUUUGGGGUGCUGGUGAUGUUGCUGCUCAGUGUGUUACUCACUAUACUGCCAAGAAUCAUACUAAAAUUGAGUCUCACUCACAGGAUGACAAUAAAGAAUUCAAGAUCAACUGGAAACGUGUGUCUACAACCAGCUUGUUUGGAUUAGCAUUUGUUGGCCCUGUUGGCCACUACUGGUAUGAAGGUUUGGACAAAUUUAUAAGAUAUAGACUCUUGCUUAAACCCAAUUCCUUCCGCUUUGUUGCUGCCAAGGUUGGCGCCGAUGGAUUUCUCUUUGGACCAUUGGAUUUACUCGUGUUUUUUACUUACAUGGGUUUUUCUACCGGAAAGAGUCUUCCUCAAAUAAAAGAAGACGUGAAGAGAGACUUUCUCCCGGCGUUUAUUUUAGAAGGAGGCAUAUGGCCAGUUGUUCAGGUUGCGAAUUUUCGGUAUGUACCUGUAAGGUACCAGCUACUUUAUGUGAACUUCUUCUGCUUGUUGGAUAGCUGUUUCUUGUCUUGGGUUGAGCAACAACAGGACGCUCCGUGGAAAGAAUGGGUGAAGUCAUUUCUACCUCUCAAGUAACCAAGUAUUCAAGUUUGAUAAGUGCUUUCAAAUCUCUCUCAAUCGAACCUUUCUCGUGAAGUUCAUUUCUGAAAACAAGUGAUUAGAUUAGAUUGCGUAUAAUCAAGUGACUAGAUUGUAUGACUUUCGGAAUUUUAAUUCUGAAAGUGAUGGAAUUGCUUUCGCACAUGAUAUGACUAAUGAUUUCAUCUUAAAUACAAGUUGAUACCUUUUCCAUUGAAUAAAUCAAAGUCACAUUUGUUCAUUAUUUCCUAGUAUUUUAGUCUUUAUGUCAAUCUAGUUUUACCAAAUAUCUUUUGCAGGAUUUGUAAUGUUUUUUUCAAAUCAUUUUUGGCUUAUAGAAUUUUUUUUGAUAAGGUCUUUGUAUGUAAGACAUAAAUUAUUAGGUGCUUAAUUUUGGUUCCUUAUCGCUCA